AUGGCGUCACUCAGCCCCGUGGAAUCGCUGCCCAAUGAGCUGUUGAUCGAGGUUUCGCAAGGCCUGACAAGAUCAGAUCUCAUCAAGCUUUGGAAAACCAGCAGUAAGAUGUCACAACGUCUUAACUUCGCCCUAUUUAGUUCGACUACUACUCGUCAAUUGUCCAUGAGGUGGGCAUGUAACCACGGCGACGUAGCCGUCAUCCGAGCUGCGAUCUCACGAGGGGCUAGCCCCAGCUUGGUAGACAUAUAUCCCAGCAGCAUCGAAGAAGUCGACCUCGUCGGGGGCUUUGACAACUCCCGAAUGAAAGGAGUGAGGCAAAGUCCUUGCAUAUCCACUUUGGCCAUUACAGCCCAGAAAAACCACCACGGUGCCUUUGAAACGCUCCUGGAGCUCGGGGCGGAUCUAGAGGGCGCCCCCAAGGGAACUUUGAAAGCCCUGUCUAGAAUUCUCUUGAAAGAAGAGUUUCGAGACUUCUUUCGAAGAUUGCUUGCUUCCGGGCUUUGUCGUCCUAUUUUAGAUAAACCGGACUUUGCCAUCAAUCUUGUCGAAUUCAUUGCACAGGGAGCUCCUGUUGAUAUUCUCGAUGGUAUGAUCACGAAUGGAGCUGAUCCAAAUUUUAUUGUCCGCGACGGGAAAGAAGACCUUGCGUCCCCUCUAUCCCAGGCUAUCAAGCGGGGAUCAAUCCAAAUUUGCGAACUUCUAUUACAAAGGGGGGCACAAAUUGACGGAUCGAUCGAAUGUUACGGACUUACAAAAGAUCUUUCAAGCCCCUUUAGAUAUUGUCGGCCUGAACACUUGCCAAUAUUUUCUGCGGCUUCGCGCAUGGGAUCAACUGGAAACAUAGACAUGAUCGAUCUAUGUCUCCGCCAUGGUGCAAAUAUCAAUCAUAUUGCGCCUGCUAUUAUAUCUCCAUCACACGUUUGUUUUGGCCAGUUUCCAAUGACCCCAAUAGCGAGAUAUCUCGAAGCUAUACCACAGUGGCCCGUACAACAUAGCUUGACACCCAUCAAUGGUAUUGAGUAUUUCUCAAAGAUGGGCGCAGACAUACAACUCUGUGAGGCGCAGGAGGAUAUCGAAUGGCCUUGGAUGCCUCGUCGCCAAGUUUGUAAUAUCGACACUGAUGUUUUUUCGACUGUCGAAGUGCUACUCUACAAGUGGGAUCUGAAAACGAUGCACGAGCCCCAAUUUUUCGAAACAAUCCAAUACCUUGUCCAACAGGGCGGAGGGAUGACCAAUGCCAAAAACCUCCUGAAGGAAUUUUGUGAGGACUCCAAGCGCACCAGCGACCCAAUGAUACCAACGGACCCGAACCACCCAAACAAUGUCCCUCAAUGGUGGGAUAUUGUUAACCUCAUCAUAGACAAGGUGCAAAAUUUCUAUCCAAACGACCUUCGCUGGCUGCCAAACGUCACGUACGUUGGCAGAUAUACCGAUGAGUUAUUGCAGAGUGGCAACAUAGACCAAGCGCUUAAGGAUAAGCUACUCCGCGACUAUAUUAUUGAUCGAUCUGGAAGGCCACAAAACUAUGGAGUACUUGAUCGGCUUCUUAUUGACCGUAUUCAGACUGCAGGAGCAAAUAUCAAUGCGUAUGGUGUUGACAAAUUUGAGAUACCAAUUCUUCAUCAGCUAUGCCAGAAAUGGAAUGAAACAUACACUGAGGCGAAGAGAGAUACGGGAUUCCAGGAAGAUUGGGGAUGCCAGAUGUUGCGCCAGAAAGUCAAGGAAUUUUGCCUCUCCAUGAUUCAAAAGGGUGCCAAUCCAGAACUUGUUGUCAACGGCCUCUCAGCAGUAGAUCAUCUGCUUAUGCGGCUUGAAUCAAACACUGCAACGGAUGAAAGACACCGAUUCCUUUUUGAGCUUUCGCAGCUCAUGUCAGAUGAGUAUCAGCAAUAUCUCAGAGGGUGUAUCACUCCGAAUAUGCUGGUUCACAGGGAAGACAUUAGGAAAUACCCGCGUCUGCCCCAAGUCGAUGAUCUUUGGACGCCUGAUCCGGAAAAAUGGCACAGUGGCGUUCGCAAUGCGACUACCAGAGCUGGGUUAUGGCCGAGGUAG
Molecule: messenger RNA, 2055 nt
Organism: Clonostachys solani
Lineage: Eukaryota; Fungi; Ascomycota; Sordariomycetes; Hypocreales; Bionectriaceae
Source: the annotation of a GenBank genome assembly